This is a messenger RNA of Osmerus eperlanus (European smelt), 1549 nucleotides long. Its product is annotated as protein naked cuticle homolog 2-like. The transcript is spliced from 8 exons. The coding region runs from base 194 to 1540 and encodes 448 amino acids. Lineage: Eukaryota; Metazoa; Chordata; Actinopteri; Osmeriformes; Osmeridae. Gene Ontology annotation, cellular component: cytoplasm. The record is from RefSeq and is a predicted model, not a curated record. Gene Ontology annotation, biological process: negative regulation of Wnt signaling pathway.
CUCAGGCGCACUUUCUAAAAGAUCCGUCUUUAAUACCUCAGCGUGACGUUUGAGUGGAACAUGAAAAUACCCGAUGAACAAGCAGAUUUUGUUAGCUCUCUUUUUAUCUGUCUGAAACGAUGAAAUUGUCUUGAUCAAAUGGGUAAAUGCAUCAGACUUAGAGUAGGUUGUUGUAUAGGUAAUUUGAAGGAAUAUGGGCAAACUCCAGUCAAAACAUGACUGUAAGCGCAGAGAAAACCCUGAAGGUGGUAGUUUUGCUGCGAACGCGCUUACCUGUCAGGGAGAACGUGGCCGCUUGAGAACCUCCACCCACGCGAUCAAACCGAAACAGGAGUUUUGUGGCAAGGACCUGAAGAACACUCAGAUCCAUACCAGUGACUGCAACCUAGAGGUGGCCCUGCCCUUAGAGAGGGGAGGUGACAGCGAACACAACCGCAGUCACACAGGGUCAGACCUCCCUCACCAGGAAUGGAUCUUCACUCUCCACUGCUUUGACAACAGUGGCAAAGUCACCAAGGAGGGCAUGUCUAGGCUGAUGCACUCCAUCUAUGAGGUGGUGGAAACGUCCAUCAAGCAGCCCACCAAUGGGAGCACAGCCCUGAGGGUCAAACUGGUGUUGACCCCGGUCAGCCAAUCAGACAGGCUCUCUCAGUCAGAUCACGACACGGGUCACACACAGGAAGUAGGAAGAACAGACAGGAAGUACUGUGUAGAUGAGAACAUAACAGACAGGAAGUACUGUGUAGAUGAGAACAUAACAGACAGGAAGUACUGUGUAGAUGAGAACAUAACAGACAGGAAGUACUGUGUAGAUGAGAACAUAACAGACAGGAAGUACUGUGUAGAUGAGAACAUAACAGACAGGAAGUACUGUGUAGAUGAGAACAUAACAGACAGGAAGUACUGUGUAGAUGAGAACAUAACAGACAGGAAGUACUGUGUAGAUGAGAACAUAGACCGCAGGAAGCACUAUCUGGACCUGGCCGGGAUCGAGAACUACUCCUCACAGUUUGACGACACAGAGGCCACAUCCCAGGAGCCAGGACACGGCCGCUCAGCUCACCAGCGCCGCCUAGUGGGGGUGAGAAAGAACUGCAGCGCCACCAAGUCCCAAGGCAGAGGCCUGUCGUUUCUCAGGUCCCUCCAGGGCAGGACGGCGGGAGGAGGAGGAGGGGGGACCAAGUCCACCAGGUUUCAUGGCCAACAGCCCCAGCCUGCCCUGGGGCCCCAGCCCCAGCCUGCCCUGGGGCCCCAGCCUGCCCUGGGGCCCCAGCCUGCCUUGUGGCCCCAGCCCCAGCCUGCCCUCCAGCACGCCCGCAUCAAGCGGUUUCGGUCAAGGGCCCAGGAAACUGCAGGCUCCUCUUCCAGGCCCCAGCUCUUCCACCACCAGCCUCCUGGCCUCCAGGCUGGGCCAGGGGAAGGGAGGGAGGUGUUGCCCAGCCAGCCAGCCUCCUAUGGGGGCUUAGUCUCCUUGGCACAGAGGCACCACCUCCACCAUCACGAGCACCACCAUCACCACUACCACUACCAACCAACAUGACUGCUGUCC